UAUUUUACGUCGCUUGAAAGAUUACGCGUUUCUAGAACGAAACGGGAGAUUUCCAUUGCUGAAACAUCACAAUCGAUAGGAGACACCAGUUAUGGAAAAGAAAUAAACUUGGAACACGACGAGACGGGCGAUGACGAUCCCGAAGGGGACGACGCAUAUCGAGACAAUACGAAAGAGAAACGUAAAGUCUCGAGGAAAGCCUCCGUCGUCUCCGUCGAUCUUCAUCCAUCAAACUCUGAGGGGUCCUUCGAUCGUGACGACGUGUCCAGCUACCUUAAUUCGCAACACUCGAGUGAGGAACCAGAAGAAGUGGACGAAGAGUCAGCGGAACGCGAUAAAAAUAAAGAGGGAAACAAUCUCGUGCGUCUACCCCGUGAGACAGACGGUGAUCUUGACAGAUAUACCGAUCAGGAGAGAUCGAGCCUGUACGACGAUUACGAGGCGAAAGACGUCGCGAAGCGUGGCGUCCUAAGUGGUCCGGAGGAUUACGAGGAAGUAGAAGACGACUCGGCGGGAAUGUCGGAUGAUGUAGCUGCGGUGCGAGAAUCGAUGAGUGAAGUCAAGAAGAGAGAAGUGCGGAAGGAUGCUCGGGUGAAGAGAGACCAAGUGGAAAUUUCAGAAAUGCCCGAUACGUCCAAGUCGAGUCCGGACAAUCCAGCACAGUUAGAAGAGUCAAGUGUCGCGGCAAAAAUCCCUUACUCGCGCCAAGUUUCUCGUAUCGAAUUGUCGAAAGGGUUUAACGAAGCGUCAGCAUCCAACGACACGCCCAAGAUGAAAGGUUCUAGAUCGAUGGGCGUAAUCUCAAAGUUGAGCGAUUCCUCCAAGUUCCGAGAGUCAAUGGGCAAAGUUACUUCGUCUAAAAACGAUGAAUCAAAUGCGGAAUACGAGAAACGCGUGGAAGAGGAGAUUCAACGGAAGAUCGAUUUGCUCAAGGAGGAGAUUCAACGAGACAUCGAGGCGCAACAACGGAUAAGAGACAUCGAGGACAACAAUGCCAGGUUUGAUGAGUUGCAGGAUCAAGAGCACGAGGACGAGGAGAGACGGAAUUUCAAGGAUGAACCGAUCGAGAAACGCCAGGCUGUAGCCAAAAGAUCCGUACGCGAGAUCGCCGACGACACGGCUGGUUCUUCCAAGAAGAACGAGAAGAAACGAUCUUUGAGAAGAGAACUGCGGAAGAAGCAACCACAUCGAUCUAGCAAGAUCGACAAGGGUACUUCGAAGGAGAACGAAGAUCUGAAAAAACGAUUCGUGGCUAAUCGCGAUAAGUCUUCUCAGCAAAUUCCUUCGAAAGGACUCUUGAAAAAGAAACGCGAGCGUGUCAGGCAAGUUUUCUUGGAGAAUAACGAUCAGCAUCAGGCCAAGAAGAGACAAUCUAGAAGUUACACGCUGCCAUCCUGCGAUCGGAUAGCCAUUGGACCCGAAAAGGAAUUAUUCAUGAGUCCUGAUUCGAAUUCUUAUCACACGGACACCCGAAUGCUCCAAGAAUCUUUGCCUGUUGACGGUGAAGACGAGAACAACGAGGGAGAACAGAAUCCUACGAUGGAACACUCGGAUUCUUUAGUGUCUCUCACUGGAAGUUCGCGGGAAUUGAGUCCACGUUUAGAGAAAGAGUACAAAGAGGCCUUCGGUGGAUUACAAAGUGAAUCCGGCAGUGCCUUAGCCAGAUUCAAGAGGAUCAAACGCGGGCUUGCAGGUACUACUGCAAAAAUUUGAAGUUUUUGUCAAGAUGUAAAAUGACGAAUCUUUCAUUUACAAUCUUCAGGGUAAAAAUAUUUUCAUCGUACAAAAUAAAAUUAUGCAAACGAUAUUUCUAAACUAAGAUCGUAAUAGCAAAAGAUUAACUAAUAGGAAUAUACCGGGCUAGAUUUAUGUAAAGAAAUCAUAGAUAUUAAAGAAAGCCGAAUGCAUUUGUAAUUAGAGAACAGGUUAUAGCUAUAAUAAAGUUAGAUAGUGCUAUUAAUUACGAAAUAUUGCGAGUCGAUUUAAUUAUAGCCGAAAUAAAUGAUAUGAACUCUCUUGACCAAGGUGGAUAAACUAUAUU
This is a messenger RNA of Vollenhovia emeryi, 2041 nucleotides long. Its product is annotated as myb-like protein X. The annotation marks the transcript as partial. The transcript is spliced from 2 exons. NCBI's taxonomy places the organism in Eukaryota, Metazoa, Arthropoda, Insecta, Hymenoptera, Formicidae. The record is from RefSeq and is a predicted model, not a curated record.